GAUAAUCCUCAAUUCUUUCUUCGAUUCUUACCAAACACGCGAAUUUACCCAGCAGCGUUUUAAUGUCACGUCGCGAAAGACUCUUAUCAAAAUGGAGCUACCACACAAAUUCCGUUGGGACCAAUUCCUGAUUUUGGCAGUCGCGCUUAUGUCACCUGUGAUAAAGGUGUUGUGUAAUGACAUCCUCAGCCUGAAGGUGGCAGGAGAUCCAGUACUUACUCCUAACUCUGUGUGCCUGAGGCUGGCAGGCCUCAGCAAGCGUCAGAUGAGGAUGUGUGCUCGAAGCCCCGAUGUGACCGCCUCGGCUCUGCAGGGCAUUCAAGUGGCGAUCCACGAAUGCCAGCAUCAACUCCGAGACCAGCGCUGGAACUGCUCUUCGCUGGAAGGCCACAGCAAGCUGCCCCACCACAACACCAUCCUCAACAGGGGUUUUCGUGAGAGCGCCUUCUCCCUGGCCUUGCUGGCAGCGGGUGUGGCACACUCUGUGGCCUCAGCCUGCAGCAUGGGCAAGCUGCGGGGGUGUGGCUGUGAGGCCAAGCGUCGCCAGGACGAUGACAAGAUCCGGCUCAAACUCACACAGCUGCAGCUGCAGACGCUCCAGAAGGGUGGGGUAGGCAUCGGUAUAACGCGGUCAUUACCCACAGAGUUAAACGGUCACCAUGGUGAUCUGCCCGCUAACCUGCACUCCGCCCACCCCGCCGCCCUCCUCAGACCUUUACCAGAUGAGUUGAGCUCAGUGCAGGAGACAUGGGAGUGGGGGGGCUGCAGCCACGAUGUCCGCUUUGGGGACCGUUUUUCUCGGGACUGGCUAAACUCUCGAGGGUCUCCACGAGACAUUUACGCUCGCAUGAGGAUGCAUAAUAACCGUGUGGGAAGACAGAUUGUGACUGACAACAUGAAGAGGAAAUGUAAAUGCCACGGCACCUCAGGGAGCUGCCAGUUUAAGACCUGCUGGCAUGUGUCUCCAGAGUUCCGGCUCGUGGGUUCUCUACUCAAAGAAAAGUUCCUGUCAGCUGUCUUUGUCAACUCCCAGAACAAGAACAAUGGGGUUUUCAACCCUCGAACAGGAAACAGUGCCAACAGCGGCACGGGGAUGCUGAGCGGAAGUCGACGCCGCAGCAUGUCUAGAGAGCUUGUGUACUUUGAGAAGUCCCCAGACUUCUGCGAGCGCGAUGUGUCCAUCGACUCUCCCGGUACACAGGGGCGCACCUGCAACAAAACCAGCUACAGCACAGACAGCUGUGGGUCGCUGUGCUGCGGGCGAGGACACAACAUCCUCAAACAGACGCGCAGUGAGCGCUGCCACUGCCAGUUCCACUGGUGCUGCUACGUACUGUGUGAGGAGUGCCGUGUCACAGAAUGGGUCAACGUGUGCAAGUAGACACGGGUUCACCCUGUCCUCGAUGCCUUUACUUGUGGAGAACUCAAGAUGGCGAGUGUAUCUCCUCCCUCCUGCUGUUUGGGUGUUUUGCUCUUUGUGUAACUCCCCCCCGCCCGCUCCAACCCCCUUUUUCCUUUUCAAUGCAUCAUCUGGGAUUUAUUUUCCCUGUGUAGCCACUGUUAUUCUCAAAAUGCCAAGUCAGAGAUUGAAGAGGUGACUCAUGUCAUUUGUCUUGAUUCGGACUGUUUAGACGCUGCCCUCUCAGUCAUGAAAAUGGUCUACACUUCGUCUUUUCUAUACCACAAAACAAAGAGCAAAACCAGAGCUGCAUUCAUGUUUAAAUGUCUACAUGC
Thalassophryne amazonica is the source of this 1734-nucleotide messenger RNA. It is a transcript of the gene wnt10b, whose product is annotated as wingless-type MMTV integration site family, member 10b. The transcript has 4 exons. Gene Ontology annotation, cellular component: extracellular region. Bases 92 to 1381 code for a protein of 429 amino acids. The record is from RefSeq and is a predicted model, not a curated record. Gene Ontology annotation, molecular function: frizzled binding; cytokine activity. Lineage: Eukaryota; Metazoa; Chordata; Actinopteri; Batrachoidiformes; Batrachoididae. Gene Ontology annotation, biological process: neuron differentiation; canonical Wnt signaling pathway; cell fate commitment.